Molecule: messenger RNA, 2883 nt
Organism: Lodderomyces elongisporus
Lineage: Eukaryota; Fungi; Ascomycota; Pichiomycetes; Serinales; Debaryomycetaceae
Gene: MTR10
Product: Mtr10p
Exons: 1
Coding region: 1-2883 (960 amino acids)
Biological process (GO): protein import into nucleus
Cellular component (GO): cytoplasm
Molecular function (GO): small GTPase binding
Source: RefSeq, a predicted model, not a curated record
AUGGCUUCUAACAAUAUCUUACCCGAGCUCAAUAAUGCAUUGACGACAAUGUACUCCAACGCAUCGAGAGAUGACAAGCUCAAUGCAACUCAUUUCCUUGAACAGUUUCAGAAAUCACAAGAGGCAUGGCCCACAGUACACCAAAUAUUGAGCAAAAAAUCAUCCGAUGGCAAUGUGCAACUACAACUAUUUGCUGCACAAACACUAAGAUCCAAGAUCAUUUACGAUCUCUCUAGUCAAAUCCAAGAAGCCGACUACGAAGCAUUGAAAAGCUCUGUUUUGAGCCUACUCAAACUAUACCAUGCACCAAGUGAAAAGCUUAUAAGGACACAAUUGGCAGUAGCAAUGUCGCAAUUAGCAUUACAAUAUCUUUCAUGGAAGAAUGCCACGGGUGAAAUAGUGACGAGUCUAUCGGAAUCAUCCGAACUCACAUAUGUGCUAUUGGAGUUUUUGAAAAUUUUACCAGAAGAAUUAUCAGAUGUCAAAAAGUCGCAUUUGACAGAUGAGGAGUAUAACCAAAGGUCGGCAGAGUUGAUCACAGACCAAGUAGAACCAGUUAUUACCGUAUUGAAACACCUUGCCGAAAGCAACACACAACAAAAUCCUACACUCAACGCAGCCAUAUUGGAUUGUUUAAACAGUUGGAUCACUGAAGCCCCAGUAGAGCAAAUCCUCAACAUCCAAUCUUUAACCGCACUAAUUUUUCAAAGUUUAACACAUGAUGGCACAUUUGACAAGGCAAUCGAAUGUUUGGUGACAAUCAUUAGAGAAACAAGGGACAUUGACAAUUACCAAAUAAUUGACGCACUUUACCAACAAAUAGUCCAACUAAACAAAUUCAUGCACGAUAAUCCAGAUCAGUUGGAGGAUCCUGAGAAAGUAGACGGAUUGACUAGACUUUAUGUUGAAUGUGGAGAGUCAUGGCAUGCACUCAUUGCGAGAAAUCCAAAACACUUUAAACCACUCGUUGAGAUCCUUUUGGAAUGUACCAACAACAAAGAAGAUUUGGAUGUGGUGAAAUACACGUUCCAAUUUUGGUUCUUGCUCAAGCAAUUGAUUGUUAUGCCGAAAUUUGAAGAGGCAAGAAAUGAAUUUAAGGAAGUUUACCUCAAACUUAUUAGCAUCAUCAUUGCACUUUUAACGUACCCCAUAGUCGAAGGAGAUAUCACCAACAACUUGUUUGACGGCGAUAAAGAACAGGAAGAUAAAUUUAAAGAAUUCAGAUACGAAAUGGGCGAUGUUUUAAAAGAUUGUUGCGCCGUUGUGGGAGCAUCAAAGGCAUUGGAAGUACCUUUCCAGCAAAUCCAAAGUAUAUUGGCAAGCCUGCAAGGUCAAUGGCAAUCGCUCGAAGCUCCCCUUUUCUCAAUGAGAACAAUGGCAAAAGAAGUUCCUAAAAAAGAACACACCAUCUUGCCCACAAUCAUGUCAUAUUUGGUAAGAUUACCAGAACAUCCAAAAGUCAGGUACGCAGCAACAUUGGUGUUGGGAAGAUACACUGAGUGGACUGCAAAGAACCCGGAGUUUUUGGAGCCGCAACUUCAAUAUAUCACCAAAGGUUUCGAGGUAGCCAACAACAACAAUGAGAUAAUGAUGGCCACCUCGCAUGCGUUGAUGUACUUUUGCCAGGAUUGUGCAGAGCUUCUUGUCAACUAUUUGGAACAGUUGUAUUUGCUUUACGGACAAGUGCGGAAUCAAGUUGAUCUUGAGUCUAAUUAUGAAUUGAUGGAAGGUCUUGCUCAUGUCGUUGCCAAAGUACCAGAGGAAAACUUGUACAAAACCUCGGAGAUGUUUUUGCAGCCAACAAUAGAUAAUUUGCAAAGCUUGUCAUCUGGCACAGUUUCGGAUGCAUCGAAUAAGGAAAUUGCUGAGCAACUUGAGAUUAUCACCAUUUUUGUAAACGUCUUGAAGAUCAAUGAGUUUGAAAAACCAACGUAUCCUAUCGCCACUUUAUUUAUUGAAAAAAUCUGGCCAUUAACCACAUCAAUCUUGAAUCAAUUUCAACAGUCACUUGCAAUUAACGAAGCUUGUAUGAAAUUGUUCAAGACCGCAAUAUUAUCGCUUAGUUCCUACUUGAACCCCUUAUUGCCGCAAAUUGCCGAAGUGUUGCACCAAGGCUUCAAUCAAACUCACUAUGGGUGUUACUUGUGGGUCACUGGUGUAGUCAUUAGAGUAUUUGGAGACGAUGAAUUUUCAUCUCCUGAAAUCACAACUGCAGUCUACGAAUUUGGAUUACAACAAUGUCAAUCCUUUUUUGAGCAUUUCUCGAGUCACAAGAGCGAGACAGAAGUUAGGCUGCACCCUGAUGUUAUUGAAGAUUUCUUCCGCAUGUUGAAUGAUUUAUUGAUGUUUUUCCCAUUCAAACUUAUCUUGAAUUACGAUUUGUUGAAUUCAAUCUCAAAAGUCGUUGAUAUCACAUUAACUGUGAUUAAUGAGUACAAUCCAAUCAUCUCAUGUAUCCAUUUCCUCAUCGACUUGGUCUCGUGGGGUUUGGAGCACCCACCUAUUUCUUUAUUUGAACAACAGGAUACAGAGAGUUUAAAACAAGCAAUUAAGCAGUUUCUUGUGGCGGAUGCACAUGGUGGUGAAAUUUUGAGAGUAUUAAUACAAGGAUUAAUUUUCAAAUUUCCUGCUGAUGCACAACAGGAUGCAAAUGACUUGAUUUUGAAGAUCCUUAUUGUUGUGCCCAGUAAUGAAAUGGCAAUAAAUUGGCUCAAACUUGCAGUACACCAAUUACCUAAUGUAAAUGACAAAGAAAGCGAUCGUUUGUUUAGCACCGUUACUAUUGCAUUGCAGAAUAAGGACAAUAGGAGAGUCAGAUCGUCAUUAAGAGAUUUCAUAAACUGGUAUUUGAGGAAAAACGUGACACCAAGAUCUGAAUUUUGA